AUGAAAAGCAAAACCACUGUAUCUCACCCUUUUGGCAACCCAGCACCAUUUGCCGAGCCAGCCUGGCACAAUGUGCUCGAGUCGCCGUACUACAAUGACAGUCAUCGCAAGCUUCGAGCCUUCGUGCGUGACUACCUCGAGAAGCACAUAGUUCCUGUUGUUGAAGAGUGGGAGGAGACUGGCGAGGUGCCUCUGGAGGAAAUCGUUCGUUGGGCCCGGUCUGGCCUCGCUUUCCAGGACAUGCCAGAGAAAUACAGGCCAGGUAUCGGCCUCCCAGCUGGCAUCCCCGAAAAGGAGUGGGACAUCUUCCACUUCAUCAUUCUGCAUCAAGAGACCGCACGCGUUGGAUAUGUCGGAUGUCUAGGUGACCGCCACACCUUUCGACAGCCACUGUUUCGGCAUCAAGUCAUCCGGCAUAAGCUCGCUAAGAUGGCACGGUACAUCGAAUCUCACUGGGCUUGGAUUGAACAGAUUGCAUAUCAUAUCAAGGCCACGGGCGGCAUCGGUCCAGAGUUGUCCUCAAGAAUCGCCCUUUGCAAGGUGCAAGGUGGAAGGCUGCUCGAGCUGGCGAAUCGAGAAGCCCAACAGAUAUCGGGUGGGAACGGAUAUCAGCGUGGUGGUAUCGGUGGACGCGUAGAGCAGAUCAGCCGGGAUUUGAGAAUGUCCAUCGUCGGUGGAGGGAGCGAGGAAAUUAUCACAGAUCUCGCGGUUCGCCAAGAGAUGAAGCACGCGAAAGCAAGGGGCUCAAAGCUGUAA
This is a messenger RNA of Clonostachys rhizophaga, 756 nucleotides long. The record is from the annotation of a GenBank genome assembly. Lineage: Eukaryota; Fungi; Ascomycota; Sordariomycetes; Hypocreales; Bionectriaceae.